This is a messenger RNA of Cylicostephanus goldi, 1166 nucleotides long. The record is from the annotation of a GenBank genome assembly. Lineage: Eukaryota; Metazoa; Nematoda; Chromadorea; Rhabditida; Strongylidae.
AUGAGUUAUUCGAACACAUAUCAAGAUUAUCUUAGAGAUCUUCCUAUGGAGAUUGGACGAAGGUUUUAUCCACCACCUGCAAUAAACUUGCCAACAUUACCCCUACCUCAACCACUCAAAGACGUUCAGUAUGCUUUUCUUGCUGAGAAACGCGCUCGUCAGCAAUACGACGAAGCGAAUGCUCCUCCAGAAGCCAAGCCAGAUCCUCCACCCCGAACUCAUGUAAAUGGUGUUGUUUCUACUUCUCAAACUUCUUCCUCUACGUCAUUGACCAAUGAAGUCCUUCAGCCAUGUGCACCCCCUCCAGCAACCAAUCCUCAGCCAAAACCGCAACAAUCCGCCAUGAAAGAUUUGAAUUUUCAAGAAUUCGAAAAUCGUGGUACGGUUUUUGAUGAGCUGGAGUGGAGCACUAUCGAUGACAAGGAGGCCUUGAGUCAAAUCUUGGGCAAUGUAAGUCUGGACUCUCGUCCAGAAUCAACAUCAUCGGUGAGUUCCCUUCCUGUCAUCACCGAGGGGAGUUUGAAACCUCUGCAUUCUUUGACAAAUGGAGGCAAAUCGGCUACGCUUUCGUCUAUACCACCAUAUCCAGUUUUGGAUUUUGGAUUUUCGCGUUCACGAUCUGAAGAGCCAGCUGUCACUCUCAGUGCGACGGGUGCCAUUGGCAGAGCUGCUUUUAGUAAACCAGUGAAUUCCGUACCACCUCCGGUCAAUCAUGUUACAAACUCUUCCACUCGCCAUGACUCACCUUUGCGAGUUCGUCUUCUCACCAAAGGUUAUCGAGAGAAUCUUGUAAGCGUAGCAAUGGAUCGGCUACCCAGGGAAAGGCUUCCACAUAUCGAGUACUAUAUGAAAGGCAUGAGUAUCUUGGAGAAGAAAGGCGUCGAUGUGGCAAUGACAGUGAAAUUUUUGUUGGAUAGCAGUUUGACGGAUAAACAGGUAAAUAAAACACUCCUAUUAAUGCGAUUUCAUGUUUUCUUUACAUUUGCGCUGUUCGUGUUUGCAAAGUGCUCCUCAUUUAUUGCUGUCAUCUGCAUUUUUUUCUUGGUCAAUUUUUUUCUUUUUAUGUUUCUCUGCCUUCGUGUUCCCCCCUUUGGCUUUUCUUUGUCAUCUUCAGUCUUCAAGGCGUAUCGACUAAUCUCCAAACAUCGUGUUGUGUGCAGAUGACA